Volvox carteri f. nagariensis is the source of this 3717-nucleotide messenger RNA. RefSeq lists its product as uncharacterized. The record is from RefSeq and is a predicted model, not a curated record. The transcript has 4 exons. The coding region runs from base 1 to 3717 and encodes 1238 amino acids. NCBI's taxonomy places the organism in Eukaryota, Viridiplantae, Chlorophyta, Chlorophyceae, Chlamydomonadales, Volvocaceae.
AUGAGUUCGCUGCAGAACGAGUUGCUCCUGGAUGUGGAGGACAGCAUUGUGGUCGGCCUGUAUCAUUAUCUGUGGUUGAAAGAUGGGAAGGGUCGGGCAUGCCCCGAGGUCAACAUCCCGCACACGGUUAUCAUCAGCAAUGGCAGGCCCAAAACCUGGUACUUCACAAGCGGCAAAGAGCACUGCAUAAAACGCAAGAACCGCGCCAACAUCACAAACGCCAACAUCACGGACGCCCUCGCGCCGCGCCCAAAACUCUCUUCCACCUCCACCCUAAACACCAACCGCGCCAACACACGUAACAACAACUUCGCCUCCAAUCGCGCCACCACAGUGGCAUAUGGCGGAGGCAACAACAGCAGCAGCGGCGGCGGGACAGCGGACCCCAGCGCUGCACUGCUCGGCGCCUGGGGCGCCCCCUCCAACCCCCCAACGACCCAGCAACAACAGCUGCAGCUGCAGCAACAGCAAUCCCAAGCAGGCCACCGACGCAACAAAUCUGCGGAUGCCGCCGCCGCCGCCGCCGCAUUUGCUGACGGCGGCCGUGCCCCCGACGGCACCUGUACGGGCACCACCUUGGGCCCCUGGCCGCAUCACGGCGUCGUGGCUCGCUUCCAGGGCUCGAUGACCAACCCGCACAACGCGGGGGUAACUUCCAACCGGGGGGCUUCACUCGGGCGGAAAAAGAAAGGGACCGCCGCCGCCGCCGCCGCCGCUGCCGACGGCGGCGGUGACGCCAGCGGCGGCGGUCGCUUCCUCUGCGUCCUGACGGGGGAGAUGUACCCGGCGGCCACGGAACGGUACGACGUGACGUACAAGCAGUUGCUGCAGCACUGGUUUAGCCUGGCUUCUCAACUGCCUAAUGAAGGCGACAGGCUGCGGGCGAUGGACACCAUCCCCUUGGCCAUCCGCCGCGCCAACCCCUCCCUCACCCGGGAGUGGUACCUGAGGGUGCGCUCUCAACCCACGUUUCUGUACCGCACCGCGCCGGUCUGUGUGGAGGCGGCGGCGCAAAUAACCGGCAUGGCGCUGGAGGAUCUGCAGCGUGCGUUGCAGCCGACGCCGUCGGGCAUGAUGGGCGUGAUGGCGGCAGCGGCGGCGGCAGUCGGCGGCUCUGGGGCAACGGGCGGAACGGCUUGGCCACCGGCAGGGAGCCCCGGCGCGGCCGCCGCCGCCGGAGGUGGCGGCGGCGGCGGCGGCGGUGGUGGCAUCAGCAACUCCGGUAUGGGGAUUCUGGCGGGCUGGGCCGCCGCUGGCGCGGCCGUGCAGACCCAUGGGUCACCUCCCGUCACAGCGCGCGGACCAGUGGCGGAGGGACUUAGCCGUCAGGCCACCGCCAACACGUCCUUGCGCGUGCAGCUGGCGGCGUCGGGGUCUGUACGGCGGCCUUCCACGGCGCUACCGCCAGCGGGGCCGAGUAGCCAUUCCCUGCUACAGCAGCCCCAGACGACUCCUUUCCGGUCGGGCUCGCGGCAGCAGCUGCCGUCGGCGGCGCAUCAGCACUCACCGAAUUCACAGCCUGGCGCAGGGCCAUCCCGGAGGUUCAUGCCAAGAUCAAAGUCAGCCUCGCCCAGCGUAGCCUCAUCACGGCUGUCGGCAGUGGCCCACAACAAUGGCGGCGGUGGCGGCGGCGGUGGCGGUGGCGGUCUUCCAAGCAUGUUGGUUCCACGGGCUGAGAAUGAGAAGAGUGCAGGCAGUGGCUUGGGACGGGUGCCCUCCUUUCUCCAAGUAUACGGCCCCACGCCGGAGCAGGCGGCGGAGGCGGCGGCGAUCGCGGCUGCGUUGCCGUACGAGGUGCUGGACGAGGCGCGACAGCUGGCGGGUGCGGAGGAUGCGGCGGCGGCGGCGGCGGCGGAGACGGAGGGGGUUGAGACGGAGGGGGAGGAAGCGACCUCACCCCGUGGCGGCCACCGCCGCCUCCAGGGCGACGCGGCGGCGGACGCAGACGGCGGCGGCGGUGGCGGAGGCUGUGACCUCAGUGACGGCUCCGCCACGGCCGCCGACGGCUCCCGGACGACUUCCCAGGGUGACGCUGCCGGCUGCACGUUGGCCGCGCCAGCUGGCUCGCCCAACGAACCUCGAAACGCCGUAAACGCCACCACCGCCGCCGCCACCACCAGCGGAGGCGGCAGCCGCGCCGCCGCCGCUGGCCUAGGAGGUAGCCCGGGGCUGGGCUACGCCACCGCCGCUGUGACAGCUGCAAAUGGUGGUGGCGGCGGCAGCGGUUACAGCCCCCCUCGGCCCGGCCGUUUGCCCGGACGUAUGUCCGCUAGUUCUGAGAUCACGGAGAUGGGCUCCAUCGCCUCCUUCUCCGACCCAUCUUCCCCUAGUGUCAACCACGCGAGUUAUAACCACUUGCACGGCCACGGGCAUGGGCACGCGUACUCGCACACGUACUUGCACCCGCCGCCGCCGCUCGCCAGUAGCGGUGGCGGCGGCGGCGGCGGCGGCGGCAGCGCCGCCGCCGUCGGGUCUCCAGGCUCCAUUGGAGCGUCGCGGAUGUCGCCGCCUCGUAGCGCCGGAGCGCCGACACUGCAUACAAUCCACGAGGAGGGCGCCGCCGCCGUACUGCCACCGCCGCCGUCGGCUUCCUCCCGACGCUCCGGAUCUCCGCUUGUGGGCGGUACGGAAUUGCUCUUCCCGCCGCCGUCGCGCGGCGGCUCUGGCUCGCAUUCCGUACCUCGCAUGCGACCACCCGCUAGGCCCGGCAUGGAUCGCCAACUUGCCGCCGGCAGCAGCGGCGGCGCCGGUCGGCGGCAUCCCGGUCCACCGCCGACGUACGGCCAUAGCGGCGGCGGAGCCGCCGCCACUGCCGGCGGCGGCCUGCAGCGCGGCAACAGCUUGAGUGAAAGCGGCGACCUGCCGGUGCUACCGGGGACUGCGGCGGCGGCAGCCGCCGCCGCCAGCUUGAACAGUACGAUGGCUUCAUCCAUCGGCAGUCUUAGCCGUCGCAGUACGAGCAACCAGGCCGUACUGUCGACGGAAGAUAUACGGACGCUGCGGGAGUUGAGCGAGGCUUACACCGCCGCGGAACGCCUCACUCAGCAGCUGCUUGCGCAGGCGCACGAGAUCCUGUCCGAAGACGGCGGCAGUCGACCAGGCAGCACCGGCACCAGCCCCAUGCACGGUGCCCGUCAGGGCCGUACGGCACCGAGCCCCCGCGCGCUGACGCCCACUAGCCGCCCCGGCACCGGGAACAGCGGCUUCUCCGGCACCCGGCAGCCUAGCGUCAGCUCAACAGGAACCGGUACUGGUACUGGCGGCGGCGGCGGCGGCAGCCGACUGAUGCGGCUUAGCAGCGGGUCUGGGCGGCCGGGCACGACAGGCACACAGCGUCCCAGUAGCUCCUCCCUGCCGACGGCGCAGCCACCGCCAGCGUCAGCAACAGGACCGACGACGGCGGGAGUAGAGCCGUACGUCAACCGGACAGGUAGCGGACGUAGCGUGGGCAGCGGCAGUGGCGGCGCCGGCGACGCUGCCACACCGCCAGCUACAGCACUGGCGGCCGCUUCACUGGUUUCGGCGCCGGGUCAGGCCAUAUCGCCGGGGGCGGAUCUCAUCAUGGGGCUCGGCAGGAGCUCUCCGGGCACGGGUGAUGGCGGCGACGGUGGUGUCGUGGCGGCGGCGGCGGCGGCGGCGGCACGUCACUCACCAGGCGAUCUGGAUCUGUUCACCUCCGCUGAGGCGGAUCUGUUGGCGGAAGCUCUCCAGGAGUAA